Molecule: messenger RNA, 366 nt
Organism: Linum trigynum
Lineage: Eukaryota; Viridiplantae; Streptophyta; Magnoliopsida; Malpighiales; Linaceae
Source: the annotation of a GenBank genome assembly
AUGAAAAAACCCUCUGCCUCACUCACUCGCCAAUCGUCAUCGUCCCUAUUUCCCAAGUCUCACUCACUCGGCAAUCAACAUUGUCGUUUCCCUCAACCCUCUGCCGGCGGCGACAAUGUUGAUGACCAAAACCCAAGAAUCGGAGACGGCGAUCGGAGAGCGGACCUGAAGCUGGCCUCUCUUGCCUCACGAAUCGAACACGGAAGCGCCGCGCCACAUUUCAGAUUCCGCCGGGAGAUUGAAGCGACGCCUAUUUGCCUGCUCCGCCUCAUCAAUACAGUCGAGAAGCCAACCAGAAACCCAUUCCGGCAAGCGCCCAACAUCUUGAUUGUUCUCUUCUCCUAUCGACCCGACGUAUUGAUAUAG